UCAGGACGACGUGUGCUGGUGGUCGUCCUCGAACCUUGCUUGACGACCCUUGACGGCUGACCCCAAGUCAACACUCAUCGGCACCAUGGGCGGCUUCUUCUCUUCUCUCUUCUCCAAGCUUCUUGGCGACAAAGAGAUGCGCAUCCUCAUUCUGGGCCUGGACGGCGCUGGCAAGACCACCAUCCUGUACCGCCUGCAAGUGGGCGAAGUUGUCAAAACUAUCCCAACCAUUGGAUUCAACGUCGAAACAGUUACAUACAAGAAUCUAAAGUUUCAAGUGUGGGAUCUUGGAGGCCAGACCAGCAUCAGACCGUACUGGCGAUGCUAUUACACAAACACCGACGCCGUCAUUUACGUUGUGGACAGUUGCGACCAGGACCGCAUGGGCAUCUCCCGCAAGGAGCUGGUGUCAAUGCUCGAGGAGGAGGAGCUGAAGAAGGCAGUGCUACUAGUCAUGGCCAAUAAACAGGACAUGCCGAAUGCCCUGUCCCCCUCCAAGGUCAGCGAGGCCCUUGGCUUGAGUGCCCUCAAGACACGUACCUGGAGCAUUUUCAAAACCUCUGCCAAAACGGGCGAAGGUCUUGACGACGCCAUGGAAUGGCUGGUCAAUGCCCUCCAGGGCAAGCACUGAGUGCCAACCCCAUUGUUUGGUGGCCUGCUGCCAUGUUUAGAUCCCACUCAUUUUUGUCCAGCUUAGCGUGCCAUGAGAGGCCUGCACAGGGGUCGCAAAGCAAGCCAACCCCUGUUCGCCAACUAGUCGUCCAGAAAGUGCUGACGAGUUGCUGUCUGUUCUGCAUCACUUUCCGGUGACACCAUCAUACCAAACUGCAUCUCUCCAUCGAGAUGUGAUGCUCUUAAAAAGCAUGUUGUGCGAAUGGGUGCUGUUUUCCCAACUCAAACGUUUGUGUCAUCUUACAUGACAAUGAGGUCGGUUUGUCGUGGCCCAUUUUUUUUUCUCACCCAUUCCCUUCAGCGCGGCCGUGUCUUGGUAAUCCUCCUCCAGUGUAUAGUCUUUUAAGCUUGUGCGUGGUGUGAUAUGUGCUUAUCCAUCCCACCUUGUGUCAUGUUCUCGGUUCCGUGGGGAUGGGUCGUCAAGCACACCAGAAGAAUUGAAUUUCAACACU
Messenger RNA from Monosiga brevicollis MX1, 1124 nucleotides. RefSeq lists its product as uncharacterized. Lineage: Eukaryota; Choanoflagellata; Craspedida; Salpingoecidae. Gene Ontology annotation, cellular component: cytoplasm; Golgi apparatus. The record is from RefSeq and is a predicted model, not a curated record. Gene Ontology annotation, molecular function: GTP binding; GTPase activity. The transcript is spliced from 7 exons. Bases 86 to 631 code for a protein of 181 amino acids. Gene Ontology annotation, biological process: vesicle-mediated transport; intracellular protein transport.